CUCACUUGUCACUGCGUGAAAUGCCUGCCAGCAGUUUCCGCUAAAAAUGCAACCGUCUCUCGACCUUCACUUACCACAAGUGACAUGGCUUCCAUCGAGUCCUCGGCGACUGGAGCGAGUGCCUUCUCCUCGCUCCCCUCCUCGACUCUCACUCAUCCCCUCUCUUCCUCGGUGAUCAAGACCAUGCCCUCAACAACCCAGGUAGGAAAGGCCUCUGGCUUCGGCUACGCUCUCAUAUCUAUCUUGUCGUUCCUCCCUAUCGCUCUUCUCUGGCUCAUUACCUUUACUACCAUCACCCUACCAACAUGGUUGUUUACCCUCUUUUCCAUGAGUCUGACAUUUACCAUGAAUUUCACUACAUUGCUCAUACUUGUCCUUGCUGUUAUCUCCACCAUCAGUUGGUUCAUUCGUUACCGAUUCCUCAAUGUCUACACCCGCUUGCCACAGGAACCACCACGAAAAGAGCCGCAGAUAGACUUGUUUCCGGACACGCAAGAGGGAGACUCAAAACCAGGCCUUUCAAAUUACCUUGACGAAUUCCUUAGCGCCAUCAAGGUGUUUGGUUAUCUUGAGCGCCCCGUCUUCCACGAGUUGACUAGGACUAUGCAAACAAAAAAGCUUAUUGCCGGUGAAACACUACUGUUAGAGGAAGAAAAGGGCUUCUGCCUCGUUGUUGACGGCCUUGUUCAAAUCUUUGUCAAGUCUUUACGAGAACCCACCGAACGUGGCGUCGCACAGGUCGACCUUUUCAAUGACGAAGAUGGCUACCACGAAGGCAACCAAGGCUACCAACUACUGACAGAAGUCAAGAACGGUGCUUCCUUGUCUUCACUGUUCUCAAUCCUGUCACUCUUCACCGAAGACGUCAAGCUACGCCAUGGCGAACCCAAUGGAGCCGUUCCUAAUAUGGCCGAGCGUCACACCCCAGAGUCGGCCUUCGCUAGCCCCACAAGUCAGCCGUCGACACCGUCCGUUCCGUUCUCAUCACAAGCAGGGACAAGCAACCCAAGAUUGCCCAGAGUUCCCCCUUUGGCCCUAGACAGUGGGUUUGAAGAACGGCAACGGCAAUCUCCACCUUCUGACUCAAAACCAAGCCAGUCGGUGCAUCCUGAUAUCGUCGCGAGGGCUGUAGUAGAUACGACUAUCGCCAUCAUCCCUGCAAGUGCUUUCCGUCGCUUGACUCGAGUCUACCCUAAAGCCACAGCGCAUAUUGUACAAGUGAUUCUGACAAGAUUGCAUCGUGUGACGUUAUCCACAGCCCACCAGUAUCUGGGACUUACUUCUGAAGUCCUCCAGAUUGAGAAAGCGAUGAACAAGUACACCAGCUAUGACUUGCCGGGUCUUCUGCGUGGCAACGCCUUGGAUCGUCUGCGAGACAAGUUUGCGAAAGAAAGGGACCGCAUUGGACCAGAGGAAGGCACCAAGGGUAUCGCUUUGCACAAUCCGAGCGCCAUCAGACGAAGAUCUUCCAGUGGUCUUCGCAGAGACGCUGCUUCGGCUGCAAGGGCUGCAGCUAUGAGAAAUACCCGCGGUCUACCUUCGCAGGAUACACCUCAAUCAGGAAGACACGACGCCCCGGCUUCCAGUGAUUUGCGUUCACCCUCUCGACCGAUCGUACGCCCUACGAGCCUCCAUCUCAGGAAUGUAUCAAGUUGGAACAGCAUGAGCCCUUCUGACAGCCCUGGUCGAGAUAACGUCAGUCCACUAGGGGUUGGAGAGCAGCCGCCUUUUCUUCCUUCCUUCGAGAGCAAGAUGCCACACCGCCAGGAGUUGCACCGCCAAGAUUCUAUCAACGAAGACAGUCUCUUCCGUGAAUCUGUACUGGCUUGCAUGGCCAAAGCACUGGGUCUGAGCGAUGAUGGCAACCAACCUCUCAAGCGUGGUCCUGUGUCUGUUGAGCAGUCGCCCCGCCUUGUCUCUUUUGACUCGAAGAGACAGACUGCCAUCUUCAACAACGCAUUUGGCUUCAUUGAUCCGUUCGAAGACUCUGUAGACGGAGAUUCUGACUCAAUCGCCACAUCCAUUACCAGCAUGGGCCCUGGACGAACACUGAACGAAGAACUUAUGACCGACAUCGAAAUUGUCUUCUUUCCCAAAGGCUCCGUUCUCGUCGAACAAGGCGAGAGAAAUCCGGGGUUGUACUAUGUCAUCGAUGGCUUUCUAGAUGUCAGCAUCCCAGUUGAGGAGAAGGAAGACAAAAACCAACAUAGACACCCCAACUCACAUCCACGGCAGGGGUCCCGAGAGCCGAUGCCACGACUUCGACGAACCAAGACAAGUUCGUCCCGCGCCUCCUCAGUUCCAGGCCAUGUCAAGGAAGGGAAGAGAUUGGUCUCAAAGUCUCUUUUCCUAGUUAAACCUGGCGGGAUUGCCGGCUACGUUGGAACUUUGUCUUCGUACAGAUCUUUCACAGAUGUAACGGCCAAGACCGACGUGUAUGUUGGCUUUCUGCCUCGGUCUUCUCUGGAACGAGUCGCAGAAAAAUAUCCAAUUGUGCUUCUCACCAUGGCGAAACGACUUACUAAUCUUCUGCCGCGUUUGAUCUUACACAUUGAUUUUGCCCUCGAAUGGUUGCAAGUCGAUGCAGGUCAAGUCAUCUACCAUGAGGCAGAUGACAGCGAUGCUAUAUAUAUCGUCCUGAAUGGUCGCCUUCGCGCUGUUCGGGAAACCGAAGAAGGCCAUAUGAAGGUCUUGGGAGAAUACGGCCAGGGCGAAAGUAUCGGCGAAUUGGAGGUCAUGACCGAAGCCACAAGACCCGCCACACUACAUGCGAUUCGAGAGACAGAGUUGGCCAAGUUCCCGAGGAGUCUUUUCAACAGUCUGGCUCAAGAGCAUCCCAGCAUUACCAUUCAGAUCUCGAAGCUCAUUGCACAGCGGAUGCGCGCUCUUCUCGAUGCCCCCUUCACCGAGAACGGACAAGACAAGAAGAAGGCCGCACUUGCGGAAUCCAACACCUCGACUUUGAACUUGCGCACAGUCGCAAUCUUGCCUGUGACUGCUGGGGUUCCCGUUGUCGAGUUCGGUAAUCGACUCAUGGCGGCCUUGACUCAAAUUGGAGUCGAAAGUGGUGUCUCGCUAUUAAACCAAGCGAUAAUCUUGAACCAUCUUGGUCGGCAUGCGUUCAGUCGCAUGGGUAGGCUAAAGCUGUCCCAGUAUCUUACAGACUUGGAAGAGAAAUACGGUAUGCUCCUGUACAUCGCGGAUACAAAUGUCAAUGCACCAUGGACACAGACAUGCAUCGCACAGGCUGAUUGCAUCCUCCUGGUUGGUCUUGCCGAGAGCUCUCCCAAUAUUGGUGAGUACGAGCGAUUCCUUCUUGGCCAAAAAGCAACCGCCAGAAAAGAUCUCGUACUCCUUCACCUGGAUCGAUUUCCGCAACCAGGCUUGACACGGAAAUGGCUUCGCAAUAGGAUGUGGAUCAAUGGAGAUCAUCAUCAUAUCCACAUGUCAUUCCGCCUCAGCUCUGAAGCCACUCCGCAUGCUCAACCUCGAAGAUUGGGGACAGCGAUCAAACACCGGGUUCAGGUGAUUCAAGCCGAGAUACAGAAGUAUACGUCGCGCAGAAUCCGGCAAGGGCCACUAUACUCUGCAGAUUCCCCUUUCAAGGGCGACUUGCACCGACUGGCUCGCCGAUUAUGUGGCAAAUCUGUCGGUCUUGUUCUCGGGGGCGGGGGAGCUCGUGGCAUUGCUCAUGUUGGCGUCAUCCGAGCACUCGAAGAAGCCGGCAUUCCAAUUGACAUCAUUGGCGGCACGUCCAUUGGAGCUUUCAUUGGUGCUCUGUAUGCUCGUGAUGCAGAUGUUGUGCCCAUGUACGGACGUGCAAAGAAAUUUGCGGGUCGUAUGGGGAGCAUGUGGCGAUUUGCAUUGGAUCUCACCUAUCCUACGGCGUCAUAUACUACUGGUCAUGAAUUCAACCGUGGCAUUUUCAAGACAUUUGGCGACAGUCAGAUAGAGGAUUUCUGGUUAUCCUUUUAUUGCAACACUACCAACAUCAGCAAGUCUCGUGCAGAAAUCCAUACUUCAGGAUAUGCUUGGCGGUACGUGAGGGCGAGCAUGUCUCUCGCUGGCCUGUUACCACCGCUCUGUGAUGAAGGCUCGAUGCUUCUCGAUGGAGGUUACAUUGAUAAUUUGACAGUUGCACACAUGAAGAGUCUCGGCACUGAUGUUGUCUUUGCGGUUGAUGUUGGAAGUCUCGACGACGAUACCCCACAACAGUACGGCGAUUCUCUCUCUGGCUUCUGGGCGCUUCUCAAUCGUUGGAAUCCAUUUUCAUCAGUACCUAACCCGCCUACUCUGUCUGACAUACAAGCUCGGCUUGCCUACGUUAGUUCCGUGGACGCGCUAGAAAGGGCCAAAACCACACCAGGAUGUCUAUACAUGCGACCUCCUAUUGACGCAUAUGGCACAUUGGAUUUUGCCAAGUUUGACGAAAUUUAUGAGGUUGGAUUCGCCUACGCCAAAGAAUUUAUUGCUAAGCUCAAGAGCGAGGGAGAACUGAGCGGUAUUAUUGAAACAUGGAAAACGGGUGGUAAUGAUGAGGAGGGGAAAAAGAUACUUAGAGCAAUGGCACCAAGAAGAGCGAGCAUAUAAAUGAGUUGUCAUGGCAUUUCCAGGAUGAAACAGCAUACGAUUCGGCAUUUUGUAGAUAAAUGAAAAUGGAUUGUACAUACUUGGGCUUAAAGGGAUUGAGAAAAACUUAUGGCUCAGUGAGUAACUAGUUUUGGAUCGACGUUCCUCUAUUGAUUACUAGAUUCCUUGAAUAUAGCGAGAACC
Molecule: messenger RNA, 4773 nt
Organism: Exophiala mesophila
Lineage: Eukaryota; Fungi; Ascomycota; Eurotiomycetes; Chaetothyriales; Herpotrichiellaceae
Exons: 2
Coding region: 85-4590 (1501 amino acids)
Biological process (GO): phosphatidylcholine metabolic process
Cellular component (GO): endoplasmic reticulum
Molecular function (GO): phosphatidylcholine lysophospholipase A1 activity
Source: RefSeq, a predicted model, not a curated record